AUCGGUCCGUUGUAAUUUAUAUGACGCACAGUUGUGGUUACAGAUCUUAGCGACGAUAUACAAACCGGCGAGGGAAGGAACCAUUGAUCAGUGAAACUAACAGACACCAACAUGCGUGAAAUUGUCCAUCUUCAGGCCGGCCAAUGUGGCAACCAGAUUGGAGCUAAGUUCUGGGAAGUUAUUUCCGACGAGCAUGGUAUCGACCCAACCGGAACCUACCAUGGUGACUCCGACCUCCAGCUCGAGAGAAUCAAUGUUUACUACAAUGAGGCCACCGGUGGAAAAUAUGUUCCCCGCGCCGUGCUUGUCGACCUUGAGCCGGGAACAAUGGACUCCGUGAGAUCCGGUCCAUUCGGACAGAUCUUCCGGCCGGACAACUUCGUGUUUGGACAGAGCGGCGCAGGCAACAACUGGGCCAAGGGUCACUACACAGAGGGCGCUGAGCUCGUAGACUCCGUGCUCGACGUCGUCCGCAAGGAGGCUGAGUCAUGCGACUGUCUUCAGGGGUUCCAGCUCACACACUCCCUGGGUGGCGGUACCGGAUCCGGUAUGGGCACACUGCUCAUCAGCAAGAUCCGUGAGGAGUACCCAGACCGCAUCAUGCUUACAUUCUCCGUAGUGCCAUCACCGAAGGUAUCAGACACCGUUGUUGAGCCUUACAACGCCACCCUGUCCGUUCACCAGCUUGUUGAGAAUACCGACGAGACCUACUGUAUCGACAACGAGGCUCUCUACGACAUCUGCUUCAGGACCCUGAAACUCACCACACCCACAUACGGAGACUUGAACCACCUCGUGUCCGCCACAAUGUCCGGUGUAACCACUUGUCUCCGAUUCCCGGGUCAACUGAACGCUGAUCUCCGCAAACUCGCCGUGAACAUGGUGCCCUUCCCGCGUCUGCAUUUCUUCAUGCCCGGGUUCGCUCCACUUACAUCCCGCGGUAGCCAGCAGUACAGGGCCCUCACUGUCCCUGAGCUCACACAGCAGAUGUUUGACGCCAAGAACAUGAUGGCCGCCUGCGACCCGCGUCACGGCAGGUACUUGACGGUCGCUGCCAUCUUCCGUGGGCGCAUGUCUAUGAAGGAAGUCGACGAACAGUUGCUGAACGUACAGAACAAGAACAGCAGCUACUUCGUUGAAUGGAUCCCCAACAACGUGAAGACCGCCGUCUGCGAUAUUCCCCCACGUGGUCUCAAGAUGUCCGCUACCUUCAUCGGCAACAGCACCGCCAUCCAGGAGCUGUUCAAGCGCAUCUCUGAGCAGUUCACCGCUAUGUUCCGUCGUAAGGCUUUCCUCCACUGGUACACCGGCGAGGGCAUGGACGAGAUGGAAUUCACUGAGGCCGAGUCGAACAUGAACGACCUUGUUUCUGAGUACCAGCAGUACCAGGACGCCACCGCGGAGGAGGAGGGAGAGUUUGACGAGGAGGAGGGCGAAGGUGAAGCUCAGUAAACAAAACAGAGCACGCAACUCUAGACUUUACCAUCUGUUAUGCAAAAUAUCGAUUUUUUCGUUUGUCAUUUACAACUUGACAAAUUAACUGAAAAACUAUGUAAACAUUCUUUGUAAAACACGAUCGAUCUACUUGUAUUGAUGUUAGUAUCAAGUUAUAUACAGGAAAGCAACAUAACAAUAGCAUGUUUAAAAAAUAAAAAUAAUAAAUAGGCAAAAUGCCAACCCAAUAAUACGGGUGGUUUGUUUUUUGCAUUUUUUAAGUCACGAUGCAUUUGUGCAAUUUAAUUGUUCUUAAUUUCCGUUAAUAUUUUUUUAUUUUGCUGUAAUGUUAUGAUCUUCCAUCAUAUUGCUGUUGAAUCAAUAAGGUAAAUAAAUUUAAUGAAAA
Messenger RNA from Dreissena polymorpha, 1840 nucleotides. RefSeq names its product tubulin beta chain-like. The transcript is spliced from 4 exons. Gene Ontology annotation, biological process: mitotic cell cycle; microtubule cytoskeleton organization. Lineage: Eukaryota; Metazoa; Mollusca; Bivalvia; Myida; Dreissenidae. The coding region runs from base 112 to 1452 and encodes 446 amino acids. Gene Ontology annotation, cellular component: cytoplasm; microtubule. The record is from RefSeq and is a predicted model, not a curated record. Gene Ontology annotation, molecular function: structural constituent of cytoskeleton; GTPase activity; GTP binding.